Macrobrachium nipponense is the source of this 3890-nucleotide messenger RNA. Its product is annotated as zinc finger protein 808-like. The record is from RefSeq and is a predicted model, not a curated record. Gene Ontology annotation, biological process: regulation of DNA-templated transcription. The coding region runs from base 1760 to 3730 and encodes 656 amino acids. The transcript has 2 exons. Lineage: Eukaryota; Metazoa; Arthropoda; Malacostraca; Decapoda; Palaemonidae. Gene Ontology annotation, molecular function: DNA-binding transcription factor activity, RNA polymerase II-specific; RNA polymerase II cis-regulatory region sequence-specific DNA binding.
GUGUUUUGUGAAGGCUUAUUCCUGGCUUCGCUUGUGGAAACGAUGCGGAUCUAUUAAUGAUUUGUGCAGUUGGAUGAAUGAUUGUUUUAAAUGUAGUAACCAAUACGGAGCCUUAAUAAGCUACUUACUCAAUUUUUAAGUAUACAUGACCCAUACCCUAGGUAUAUAUUGGCUUCAUUAUUUGCCGACCGCUUGUGUUUUGGGCCUCAUUUUAAUUUUCUGGCAUUGCUUACCAUUGGUCGAUGCCUAGCUAUUGGUUACCGUAUGAAAAAAAAUGUGAAUUUCGAAAAAUGUAUAACCCUGUUGGCUGUAGUACUACCUAUGUAGGUACAUUAGGCUAACUAGCCUAGUGUGAGAAAUAUUAGGUAGUAGCCUAGUAAUUUCUUACCCAAAGCCUCACCCCAUCAGUAUUAAAUCAACUACUACUAAUUAUGGCAUAGCCCAAUUUAUGAAGGAUAAGGGUCAUGUUAGCAGCCUGUGAAGGUUAGAUGGAUGGGUCAUUUUGCCUGGCCCUUUUUAGGCAUUUCGGAUGUACCUAGUAGCUAGUACAGCCUACCCAGCCCCUACUUACUUUGAGAGGAAAGUAGAGGUCUCGAGGUGUUGCUUCGAUGGGUGCUAGCUCUUGACUAAUGUCUAUCCUGGGUUACAGCGUUUGUUAAAGUACUUUUUCGGGAAGGUGGUCAGCCUACGGGAGAGGCCGGCCAUUCUGUAUUUUACCCUAAUAGGAGUUGAUGUCUGAACCUAACGAGAGUUGAUUUUUUAACCUAAUGGAAGUUGAUGUGCCCUUUACCUGGCAGCUGAACCCCAUCAAUUGAAUCAUGACUCUCCAUCUGCAGGUUACCCAGAGAGCUUGCUUGGGUGAAUCGUUGCCAGGCCUAGGUAGGCUACCCCAAUUUUAGAAAUGUAAUGUAACUUUACAUUUUGUAACCUAACCCAGCUUGCGACAGUAGGUCUUACUAAAUGGAUGGGUUUGGUCUCUGUUUCACCUCAUUUAAAGUGCCUUCAGUUUUAGAAUAAAUUACAGAGAAGAAACCUAUCCAACAGUACCUUCCGAAUAAAACAUAAGGUGUCAGACUUUACCUUACUGGCUCAGUAGCGGUUUAGUGCAGUUAGUCCACCUUUGACGAUGCACUGUAGGCUGCAUUACUUUUGGUUCUUUGCAGUAUUCCUUUGGCCUCUAGCUGCAACCCCUUACAUUGAGGUUCUUUGCAGCCCCUCCAGUCCUUAGCUGCAGCCUUUCAUUCCUUUACUAUACCUCCAUUCAUAUUCUUGCAUCUUACUUUCCACUUUCUUCUAAUAAUUGUUUCAUAGUGCAGCUGCAAGGUUUUCCUCCUGUUACACCUUUGUAACAUUUUACUCUCAAUUUCCUUUCAGGGCUGAAUGACCUUGUAGGUCCCAGUACUUGGCCUCCAGCCAAAAUUAUAUAUGUACUCUGUUCUGUUCUAUUCUAUAAAAAGCAAGUGUUUAUUGGGAGACAGUACCAAUACCGAUGACAUAGCAUUAAUGUGAGACGUUUCUCAAUCUAGACUGAUCUAAGUCUGAUGUAACUGGGAUUUAUGGGUCAUUGAAAAUUAAUAGAAAUUUGGAAAAGACUGUGUAAGAACAUGGAAAGCCAUUCAGAGUUUGAGAUGAAGACUGAAGCUUAAUUAUUGCCACUUGAAUUUUACUAUGGUACUGUUUGCAGAGCUUUUUAAGGUUACCUCUGUGUGAGUAUUAUUCCUUUUGAUGUCUGAUUGCUAGUUCCACUGAUUUACAAAUCAUGAACCAUCGAGAAAAAUCAAAUUGGUGUAAAUUUUGCGGAAAAUCUUUUUUCCUGAAAAGUUGUCUUGUAACUCAUGAAUUGAAGCACAAAGGAGAGGAAACCACUGAAGAUGUGUGUAUAAACAGUAGUAUUGUAAGUGGGGCAUGUGAAAACAAGGUAGAAAACUGUGUAACGCUUGAUGCAGAUGUAAAGAUCUGUUUAGCUACGGACACAAGUGAGAAAGUUGAAAAAGAUAUAAAGAAUGACCGAAAGCCAUAUGUAUGCCAUGUCUGUGGGAAGCAGUACAAUCUUAAGAACACACUUAAAACUCACUUGAUCGGCCAUAAUGUUCCAAAACCGCAUUAUUGUGUGCUAUGUGAUAAGAACUUUGCAACACAGAAAUAUUUUAAGUUACAUAUGCUGAAACAUGAGAUAAAGAAACAUUUUACAUGUACAGUUUGCCAAAAGGAAUUUCCAAGUCAGAGGUUAUACAACAAACACUUGAAUCGAGGUCAUAAACUGCCUAGAUCAAAAAAAAGAGAUGCAAGGACAACAGAAAUUGAAGAUAUUAACAAGGAAGAGACUUGUAAUGAUAGAUCUCGAGUAGAAAGUUUUGAAUCAAGACCUAUCAUUGCACCUGAACGUCUUUGUAAAAUAUGCGGUGAGAAGUGCUCUUCAAUAUGUAUGUAUGAUCUGCACAUAGCAAGACACAAAGAGGAUUUAACCUGUGUGAAAUGUGAGAAAAAAUUCCCAACCUUUAAACACUUGAAGAUUCAUGCUAGAGUUCAUUUAGAUAAACCUCAUGUUCUCUGCGAAAUAUGUGGUAAAGUUGUUCGCAAGAAAACUUAUCUACCUCACUUGCGUACUCAUACAGGGGAAAGACCUUAUAAGUGCCUUGAAUGUGGAAAAAGCUUUGUUCAAAAAGGACAUCUGAGGUUGCAUAUGAAACAACACAGAGGUGACAGAAGUUUUCAGUGUGAACUUUGUGUGAGAGCUUUCAGUACACAACCAAAGCUGGAUCACCAUUGCAUGUUGCAUGGGAAAAGUGACAUGUAUGGAUGUGAAAUGUGCGAUGCCAAGUUUGCAAAAUGGCAUCUUCUCCAACAGCAUGAAAAACAAGUUCAUCCUGAGCAGCAGUAUGCUUGUCAGAUUUGUAGUUUAGUGUGUGUUUGCAGUUCUCGGUUGUAUUUACAUUAUCUUCAGCAUUCGGAGGAAGAUUUGGAGAAGUUAGAUGAAAAAACAAAAACAUUGAUAUCAGAGAAAAGGUGUUUUUCUGUUAAGUGUGAAUCCUGUGACAAAUAUGUUGAUAAGAAUCAAAUGAAGAUUCAUAUGAGACUGCACACAGGUGAAAAACCAUAUAAGUGUGAUUACUGUGAAAAGAGUUUUCGUUUACACAAUGGUCUCAUCAUUCACAAAAGGAUCCAUACAGGAGAAAAGCCAUAUAAAUGUGAUCAGUGUGACAAAACAUUUAAUCAGAUGGCUCAUUUGAAAACUCACAUUGCUCUUCAUUCAGCUGAAAGGCCAUAUGUUUGUAAGAUUUGUGGAAAAACAUUUGCUAUACAAAAUUACCUGUCUAAUCAUGCAAAAAUCCAUCAGAAGAAUAAUGAUGUUUCUGUUAAAAGUUAUAAUAGAGAUAUUAACAUAAAAAAAUAUAACCAUAAAAAAGUCCAUGAGAAGAAUAGGGAUUCUUCUCUUAGGAAUCUUUCUGCAAAAGGUUUUAAAGUGUUUGAAUGUUUUCAUUGUGGUAAGCAUUUUGCAUGUAAGAAUAGUCAUAUGGCUCACCAACGGGUAUGUCAAGAUUUGUUAGAAUUUUCUAGCGUUGGAGAUAGUACUAGUGAGUCUGAUCAAUACGAAACUGUGGAAACAUUUGAGUAUGCAGACAGUAUGAGUGACAUGACUAGUAUUGAAUGUGUACCAGAUAUUAGUACUGAUAAUUUUGAAUCGCUUCUAGUUCUGAAGAUUGAGGAAGUUGUUCCUGUAACUAGUUAACGGAAUAGUUAUAUAAGCAAGGCAAUAAAUUCCAUCACUGUACUGUAUAUUUUUACAGUAGAAUAUAUUGAAAUGUCAGCUUUUUCAGUAAUAAUAAAACAGAAUAAUGUAAGAUACGUAUUUAUAUUUGCAGCCUUUAUAAAUAAGAGGGAUAUUUUGA